Molecule: messenger RNA, 3906 nt
Organism: Symbiodinium natans
Lineage: Eukaryota; Dinophyceae; Suessiales; Symbiodiniaceae
Source: the annotation of a GenBank genome assembly
AUGCCGGUGCUGGGUCCUCUGCUGGUGCUUGCGGGAGGUCUUCCGCAGGCGCCAGCGGCCGACUACGAUGCCCAGCGCGGCGAGCGCUGUGGGCUCCUCACUUUCGAUCAGAAUCGGCUGCCUGCCAGCGAAUGGCGCGAGCAAGUCUACGAGCCGUUCAUGCAUUGGAGCAGGGAAGGCGGCAACGUCCAUCGCACGACGCGUGACAUGGCGCUCCUUCUCCGCAAUGCGUUGAUGCGCGGGCGCGGAGCAGUAGAAGGUGAUCGUGGCUGCUUCUGCGUCUUCCUGUUCGCCGUGCUCCUCCGUGCCUCGGCUGAUCUCAGCUACGCGCUUGGGGACCCCACCCCGCCGCUCCGGUCCUACGACCUCGAGCACACGGCGGCCCACGAUAUCAUGGCCUUUUUCGCGCACCUACUUUCGAGGACUUUUCGAAGUCCUCUCCACACAUCCUGGCCCAUUCACAUUGCCUUCGCCCGGGCUUUAGCCACCUUCCGCCGCUGGGGCGAGGUGAAACAUGGUGUGGCUGGAAGCUGCCACUGCCAGGAGCCGGAGAGCGUCCUCACCCCGGUCCUGCGGCUGCUCCAGGAGAUGCCCGUCUCUGACUGGGCCGUGGCUGACUGGAUUUCCUUUCUGGACUUCGAUGACCCUCGCCUCACGAACAUCUUGGCGAAGAGCUGUGCCUUCGAAGCCACCUGCGACGAUGUGCAGGUCCUCGCACACCUGCUGUGCGCCGAGCAUUUCUUGGCACGUGGGGAGGCAGCGAAGGCCCUGCACAAGCGCGGCAGGGCCGCUUCGGUGGCUGUCUUCGCCCCCUUCUGCCACCCGGCCCUGCGUGCCGUGGGCUCGCUGGAGGAUGUCGUCUACAACGCGGCCCUGGGCAUCACGGAGGCGAACAGCAAGAUGCUCACUGCCAUGCUCCACAGGGCACUGGUCUGGAGGCCGAUGCCUGCCCGCUACGGGGCGCGGCCCCUCGCCGCACCCCAUGACUUCCCCUUGCCAGCGAGAAGUGGGGCCAAGCGGCGCUUCGCACUGUUUGCCACGCUGGUGGAGACCGAGGACCACUACAAGGCGCAGAACUUCCCUCUAGACGCCAUGCGCCUGAAGUGCUCGGCCGAUCGCUUGGGGCCGGAGGGGUCUGAGCUGCCGUUUCAUCUUCUCUAUGGCGGCGGCUUGCAGGAUUCCGAGCUGACCAUGCUCAUGCGCUUUGGUUUCAUCAUUGAAGACUACUCCAAGGAGGUGGAGUACAUGAAGCAAAAGUGCUGCGAGCUGUGCCCGCACCAGGAACGGAGUGAUGGCUGGGCAACCACCUUCAAGCUUUUCGCCUGGAGGGCGGUUGCUUACGAUUUAGUGCUGCAUGUGGACCUGGAUGCCUGCUUCGCUGGGCGAGCCCCAGUUCGUUCCAUGGAGGAUUUGGCCGCGGAGAACGUGACCUUCUUGAGCGACGUAUCUCCAUCAGGGCCCGGCUGGCAUUCGCACAUCUUCGCCCUCAAGCCUUCCCUGGCGACCUUCAAGGAGAUCAUGGACUUCACGCUGGGCAAGCCGCGUCCGUACUGCUCUGAGCAGGAUCGCUUGGGCGAUGUGUUCGCGACCGCAGUCUUCGCACGUCCUGGCGGGAUGACCGCGGCCGUGCCCCAUGAGCCCAUCUGUGAGGACUUCCCCGUGAAUCCCUAUUGCCUGGAGCGGACGCCCGAGCGCGCCUUGCCUUCAUUUGAAGUGCUCUUGAAAACUGGGAGAUGCUGGGCCUCAGGACCCAACUACAAAGACCCCCGGGGCGAUGUGGUUGGCGGCUGGAUCUUGGAGUUCUUAUCUUCGACAAGGGACAAAGACGGUAUUUGGCUCCGUAGCGACGGGGCUGCGGUUCCCUUCGGCAGCAACCUCUCCGACAAGUGCAACUUCCCUCCGCUGGAGGAGGGCCUCUCCUACACCCAGGUGGCCUGCGGAGGACACCACACCGCGCUACUACGCAGUGAUGGCGAGGCCUUUAUCGUGGGGGGCCUUCCCGCGAAGGAGCCCUCAAGGCGGCGUUUCAAGGAGAAUUGCCGCAAGAGGCUCCCAUUCUUGCCUGUGCCUGAGCUGCCCGAGGGCACGACGUACACGCAGGUGGCUGCUGGCUUCCAUCACGUCGUCCUGCUGCGCAGCGACGGCAAGGCCUUCGCAGUUGACGAGGGCUUCCUCGACGACAACGACCGAUGUCGGGCCUGUGUCAUCAUCUGCGACCCCGAAGAGGGCCGGCGUUAUGUGCAAGUGGCGGCAGGAGACAUACACACGCUGUUGCUUCUGGACUCUGGCGAAGUUGUGAGCAGUGGGCCGCAGCACGAUGCAGCCUGCAAGGUUCCACCGCUCCCUGAAGGAGUGCGGUACAAGCAGGUGGCCGCUGGAGACCGUCUCUCACUGCUCCUUCGUACUGAUGGGGUGGCCGUGGCAUGCGGGAGCAUUCAAGAGGGUGGCAAGCGCGUGGGCCUGGAUAUUCCGGAUGCUGGACCGGGGCUGGCAUACGUGCAAGUGUCCGUGGGUGCCCAACAUGCAGCGCUUCUUCGGAGUGAUGGCCGGGUGGUUGCUGUCGGCUUGAACAACUAUGGGCAGUGUGACCUUCCACCACCCCUGGCAGAAGAUCCUUACCUUCAGGUGCUGGCAAGUUGUGACCACACCAUCCUGAUCCGGGCCGGGGGUUCUGCGGUGUCCGUCGGCAGGAACCACUGCGGGCAGUGCGACAUUCCCAGCCUCGACGAUGAUUGCGCCUACGCGGACGUGGCGGCUUCCGAGCACAACACGGUUCUGCUCCUGAGCGACGGCCGGGUGCGCGCCUAUGGCGGUAACUACCACGGCCAGUGCAACAUCCCACCGCUCUAUCCUGGCGAGCGCUACACGCAGGUAGCCUGUGGAUAUGGGCACAUUGUGCUGCUGAAGAGCAGUGGCACAGUCGUAGCCUGCGGCACCAACAGAGAUGGCCAGUGCGACCUCCCCGCGCCUGCGGAGGGCACGAGCUACACGCAGGUGGCUGCCCUCGAGGGCUGCACACUCCUCCUGGGCAGCGACCAGAGCUUGGUGCACGUCGGUGCCAAGGGCGACCUGGCGCCGGAGCUCCUCGAGGAAACGGUCUCCAAGGUUCGUGCCGGCAAGAGCCACGUCGUCGUGAUACGGCCAGAUGGCAGCGCUGCAGCUUACGGGAGCAAUGGCCUGGGCCAGUGCAACAUUCCGCCCCUCCUUGAGGACGAAGUCUAUGUGGACGCCGCCGUUGGAGGCUACCACACGUUGCUCCUCACCAGCCAGGGACGAGUUUUGACGGCGGGCAGCAAUGCGUUUGGGCAGUGCAGCAUCCCCAAGCUGGAGGGAACGCUUAGCUACACCAGUGUGGCCGCAGGUCAGAAAGUCACCUUGCUUGGCUGCAGCGACGGCAGUAUGCUGUCCUGCGGCCGGUACGGCGACCAGGAGUACAGUCUGCCUGAGCUUCCCCCCGGCCUUUCGUACACGCGAGCAGCAGCCGGCUCCUUCCAUGCCGCACUGAUAAGGAGCGAUGGUUGUGCUGUCCAUGUGCCGACGGGCGACUUGCUGGUCGGGAAGCAGUGGUCGAAGGCCCAGGGCGUACCAAAGAAGUACGUCCCCAAUCCGGCCUUUCUCCCGGUGAGCGAGCGGAUUUGCCAGCUGCAGUUUCGGGUGGCCGGCGAAGCAAUCCAAGCACAGUUAAUGAGUUUCUCGGGCGAGCUGAUCGCGGAGCUGGAUGUCGAGGCGAGCUGCACCAUGCACACCCUCAGCGCCAUGGCGGACCGGCGGCUGAACGUGGCCUGCCAGCUGGUCCUGCCUGGCGGCCCGUCUGUGCAGCAGGCCCCGACGAUGACUGUGCGAGACGCGAUGGUCGCGCUGGGUGCUGACGCCGAGCCUGGACAUGGGUACCAACAGAAGGGGUAA